Candida dubliniensis CD36 is the source of this 417-nucleotide messenger RNA. RefSeq names its product putative bud site selection protein. The transcript has a single exon. The coding region runs from base 1 to 417 and encodes 138 amino acids. The record is from RefSeq and is a predicted model, not a curated record. Lineage: Eukaryota; Fungi; Ascomycota; Pichiomycetes; Serinales; Debaryomycetaceae.
AUGUUACUGAGAAAUAUCUUUCUAUUUCCGAACCAUGGGAUGUUCUGCCUAAUAGACACUUUGAACACAGUAAAGCCUUUUUUUUUUUUUUUUUUUUUUUUUGCAGAACUAAUAAUUGAAAAGAACUUAACCAUUAAAGGAUUUACAUGUAUUAUCAGAUUCAUGUUGAAAAAUCUUGAUGGUCAUCGUAAAGUAAAGGGUUUGGGUCUGGGUCUGGGUCGGUCGGUCGGCCGGCCGGCUAACACCUCAAACCAAAAUCAAAACCAAAACCAAAACGAAAACGAAAACGAAAAAAAAAAAAAAAAAAAAAAAAGGACAUACACGAGGUUUCGCCUCGCCUCGCCUCACCUUACCUCACCUCACCUCAACUUGUCGGUUAUGCUAGUUUAUUGUACAGCAAACUAUAACACAAAGUAA